This is a messenger RNA of Clonostachys rhizophaga, 1632 nucleotides long. The record is from the annotation of a GenBank genome assembly. Lineage: Eukaryota; Fungi; Ascomycota; Sordariomycetes; Hypocreales; Bionectriaceae.
AUGUUGCUCGCCGCUCUAAUUUUUGCCGGCACGGCCUCAGUAGCCUCUGGCGAACCCCUUGGUGACGGCGGGCCUCCACCUGGUUCAGAGCCUCUUGAAUGGGGGUUCUAUGCUACUCAUGAGCAUAAAGACCCAGCCCAGCUUGAGGUCAGAGGCACCAUCCCCUCCUGGGUCACGGGUCAGCUUUACCGUACAGGUCCUGGCACCUGGGAUGUAGCCAACUUCACUGGCGACCACUGGUUGGAUGGCUUCAGUCGCAACCACCAGUUCCACAUCGAGAAUGGCACUGUUACCUACCGUAACCGCAACAGUACGGAUGAUUUGCUCGACUUUGUUCGUGAGCACGGGGUCUUCCCGAACGGUGCUUUCGCGACUGACCCAAGCAAGCUCGUGUUUGGCCAGUUUGAGACAACGUUCCGGGACGCUUCGCACUCCCUUGGCGAUGCCAGUUCUGCCAACGUCGGUGUCGCUUACGUUGGGAACUGGCCUGGUCUGGACAAAAACGCGACUGAGAACGGUUCCUACUAUGAUACGCUGGUUGUCACCACGGACAGGGUCGUGAUGCAGCAGAUCAACCCCGUCACGUUAGAACCGAUUGAGCUUUUCACAUACGAGGCUGGUGAUCCCCUGCUCGUUAACUCAGGCCGCUCUGCAACUCAUCCAGCACUGACGAGAGAUGGGAACGUGUAUAAUUACCACCUCGACCUGGAUGCCGACCCGCCUGUCUACCGAAUCUUCGGCAUUGAGAAGCCUGAGGGCAAGACCCGGAUCCUGGCUACCAUUGAUGAUGCGCCUGCGGCAUACAUUCACGCACUUUGGAACACGGACAACCAUGUCAUUCUCAUUGUGGUGCAGGCUGACAUAGUCAAGCCAUCUAAAGGCACCAUCCGAUCUACCUUGGGGGAUUGGAAGGAAGACCGCCCAGUCCUGUUCUAUGUAGUGGACAGACGCAACGGAGGAAUUGUCUCCAAGUACUUCAUUGACGAGACAUUCUUUGCUUUCCACCAAAUUAACUCGUUCGAGGACGAUAAUGGCGACAUUCUCAUCGAUCUUCCCCGCAUGGACGACUACUCUUUCCUCGAUACCUCCAUGCUCGAAACCCUGCGCAGCAAGACGAACACAACUGAAAAGUUCAAAGAGAUGGAGGGUGAAUUCACUCGCUAUCGUCUGCCCUUCGUCGGAAACGGCUCUCACUCAUCCAACGGUUCGCUGAUCACGCAUAAAGCCUCGAUUGACUUCUUCCUCCCAUUUGACGAGGCUAACCUUGAAAUGCCCCGCAUCAACGAGGCACUGAAUGGGAGGCCGUACCGUUACGCCUAUGGCCUUCACACAGUGCACAAGGGAAAUAUGAUGGACUCCAUCAUCAAGAUCGAUACCCACGAGAAGACAUGGAAAGUCUGGGAGCCAGCUGUCCCCAUUCUCCCCUCCGAGCCCAUCUUCAUUCCAAACCCCGAAAGCACCAUCGAGGACGACGGUGUGUUGGCCUUUAUCGUUUUGGAUUCUGAGAAGAAGACCAGCGCUGUGGUCUUCCUCGACGCCAACAGCAUGGAGGAGAUUGCGAGGGCCUAUGCGCCAAUUCCCAUGGGCUAUGGCUAUCACGGAAUCUGGGCUGGGCCCCAGGCCAAGAUAUAA